AUGACACGGCUGCUUGGGCGACUAGACCGCAAGAAAGCUACGUUGACGCUAUUGACGCAGACGUUGAACCUUCGAUCAACCCAGGACAUAAAGACAUUGUUGAUGCAAAAUCAGUCAACCUUGAACGCAGCAAAGCAAGAUGUCCGAGAACCUGCGGCGUACUACCCAGAUGUACCUGACUUCCGACCAGCUAGUCCCGAUUCCCUGGAUGAAGGCAGCGUGAUCGGUGUCCCGAGGAACAGGGACUCAGUCAUUAGCACCACGGAGUUUGACUUUGACUACGACUUAAUCAACACUAAGACAUACCGACGAGCGCUCCAAAGAUAUGCCUCUUUCAGCACGCGUACCAGCUCAUCAGUGGAGCAAAGUGCGGACGAGUCGCCUGUUGCAACAUCAGAUCUCGAGCCAGUCAUGGAGGAAGAAGCCGGAGUAGAGGAUCUCAUCAGUUUCUCCCCCGAGGACUUGAGUUUGCAAACACCCUUGAGUCGGGCGACGACAUUGCGACCAGAGCUAGAAGUCACCGACUGUGAUACCCCGCCUGCGACACCACCUAAGGACGUAAAUCACAACAAGGCUGUGGCGCACGUAGAGCAGCUUAAAGCUUCUAGUUCGAAAGAAGGAAGGGAUAUAGAGACGCCCGAACCCUCCGAUGAUUCAAAGGCAAAGAGAACAUCAUCCCGCAGGAAGCUAGACAGGCGUCCACCAAGACGCCUCGCAGCAGCAGAAGCAGCAGCGGAGAAGUUUCACAGACGAAGCAGGCACGGAAAGUCGGGCACUGCAGCGGAUCAGGAGCUCGAGGUAUCAUCCAACACGGGCACUGGAAUUCUCAGCCGAAGUGUCAGCUUUGAUGAAUCACUUGCAGAUACUGCGUCUCAAUCAUCUGGGAAGCCAGAUAAGUUGAGAAGUCGGCAAACUUUGACGGAUACCCUGGAAGACUUUAGUCUCUCGGGGCACAAGGUAUUUGGAAGGGAGAGGGGAAGGCGACGGCAGGCUGCGUGA
Messenger RNA from Colletotrichum paranaense, 999 nucleotides. RefSeq lists its product as uncharacterized. The transcript has 3 exons. Lineage: Eukaryota; Fungi; Ascomycota; Sordariomycetes; Glomerellales; Glomerellaceae. The record is from RefSeq and is a predicted model, not a curated record. Bases 1 to 999 code for a protein of 332 amino acids.